GUUUGUGAUUUGGCUAUGAAUGUGAUAUAUACAAAAACGACAAAUUUCGAUAUGAAGGAAUUUCCAAGUGAAACACGAAUACCCACUAUGUACUUUAAGCGAGCGGAUGAAUUGCUGACCAAUACUAGAAAUUAUUUACCUGCUGAAAUGCAAAUAAAUAUGACGAGUCCUAAAGGAAAAGUUUCGCUUCAUAAUACACAUUCUGUCAGCGAUAGACCACAACGUAGGGCUAAGUCCAAACAACAAAAGGAAGUAGGCAUUGGUCCAAAUGAAACUGAUGCAAGGCUGCAAAUUGGAGAAGUGGAAUGUAUUGAUGCACAGCCAGCAGAAGCAUCAGAAACUAGAAUUCAAUUACCUGGUUUAGAGGAAGAAAUCGAAGAACCACCAGCAAAGAGGGCAUUAAGAGAAUCAGAUAAAGUAAAUAAAUAAUUAAGUGAAUAAACUGUAUUCAAGGGGAUGUUAGGAAUAGGGGAAAGACUUAA
Messenger RNA from Eufriesea mexicana, 482 nucleotides. RefSeq names its product sister chromatid cohesion protein PDS5 homolog B-like. The record is from RefSeq and is a predicted model, not a curated record. NCBI's taxonomy places the organism in Eukaryota, Metazoa, Arthropoda, Insecta, Hymenoptera, Apidae. The coding region runs from base 16 to 429 and encodes 137 amino acids. The transcript is spliced from 4 exons.